This is a messenger RNA of Candidula unifasciata, 211 nucleotides long. Lineage: Eukaryota; Metazoa; Mollusca; Gastropoda; Stylommatophora; Geomitridae. The record is from the annotation of a GenBank genome assembly.
CCAGCUCUAGACUCUGGCAAGUCUUCCGUUUCCUCAGCCAAACAGCAUUACCUGAGUAAAGCCAGAUAUCUGCCAGGCAUCAACCCAAAGGUGAGCGCCCGCAGGGACAGUGUGCGCAGGGACAGUGUGCACAGGGACAGUCUGGGUGUAGCUGCAGACUGGUCACCCUUAGGGAGAAACUUUGCUUUGGGAGAAAUUAAUUCCAAUAGCC